Molecule: messenger RNA, 4780 nt
Organism: Closterium sp. NIES-67
Lineage: Eukaryota; Viridiplantae; Streptophyta; Zygnematophyceae; Desmidiales; Closteriaceae
Source: the annotation of a GenBank genome assembly
CAAGCCGAGAGGGUCUGAGCCGAAAGUGGGACUCGGGGGAGGGAGGGACCCUCCUCCAACUCAAGGGUUCCGCGCUCAUCCAACGUUUGUCUGCCAUUUCCAGUCGGGGUCAUUCCAACGUCCGUGCUGGUUUCGGGGUUUCGCGUGAACCAGACCUAUCUCUCUCUCUCUCCUCUGCGUCAGGCUACUAGCAGGCGCAACGUCGCGUCGCCUUGCGCAGACGCACCUAACACCGUUUAACACCUUACAUUCUCUGACAAUGUCUCGCCUCGCGUCGCCAGACUCCCGCGCUGCGGCACCUCUCACCGCGUCGCCAUCCAACGGCUGUCUUUUCUCGUCGCGGCACCUGUCACCGCUUCUUCCCGUCAUCCUCCUCUCCGUCCUCCUUCUCCUCUCCCCACCGCUCCUCGUCGCCUCUGGCUCGCCCUCUCGGCAUAGCGAUCCAUUCUCAAACGACAUUGAUUCUCGCCACCGCAAUGACCGCGCCGACUAUCAAGUCAUCGCCGCCUCGCCAGGGGCGCGACGGCGCCUAGAUGCGGGGGGAGGUAGUGGCGCCGUGAGGCCAAGCUCAGUGGGGGGAAUGGCGGGGGGAACGCGGGAAGGGUGGGGGAUACGGGGAGCAGGGGGAAGGGGGGAUGUCGGGGAUGGGGGACGCUCCAGAAUAGGGCUGCGGAAAGUCGGGGGAGGUCGCGCGAAUGCGGGGCGCGCAAACGUGAAGCUGGCGGAGUCGCAAGUGUCAGCGCUGGUGCAGCUGAACGCGGCAUGGGGGGGCACAUGGCCCGGCAACUCCAAUGCCACCACGGCGUGCCGCCAGUGGGCCGGAGUCACAUGCAAUGCUGCUGGAUACGUCACUGCCUUACAGCUGCACUACAUGCAGGUGGUGAACGGCAGCAUUCCAUCCGCGCUAGUGCAGCUCUCUCUGCUUCGAACGCUCAACCUAUCGAAGCAAGCGGCUCUCAACAGCACGUUGGAGUUCAUCCCACCCCUCACCAACCUCCAAGUCCUUGACCUUCGCUACGCCAAUUUCUACGGCCCCAUACCUGAAGCCAUAGGCAACCUCACCGCCCUUUCGCACCUCGAUCUGCACACCUGGUCCCUCAACGGCACAUUCCCUUCCACCAUCGGUGCUCUUUCUCUCCUCACCUACCUGGAUCUGGGCGAGCUGGUUCCCAUCACUGGUCCCUUCUCCAAUCUCACCUGGCUCUCCUCCCUCACUUCCCUGCAAUACCUCUCGCUUGCGCACAACGACAUGUAUGGCGAGCUACCGCCUCUCACUUUCUCGCUCCUGCAGAAGCUGACCUCCCUGGACCUGAGCAGCCUCAAGUUUGGGUCCUUUCCAAACUGGAUCACCGUGCUUUCCGGCCUUAAAUACCUCAACCUGCACGGGCUGAUCCCGGACGACCGCCCUUUCUUCCGCACUGCCAUUGUGCCACAGGACCUCUCCAAGCUCGCCAGCCUGGAGUCCUUUGACGCGGCGAUGAACGGGCUGCUUGGAGUGCUGCCAGACUCGUGGGCGUCCCUCGUUAACCUCACAAGCCUCACUUUGAGCAGCAACAACAUCAGCGGAUCCAUUCCGCUCUCCUUCUCCAACCUCACCAACCUCCGCUCCCUGGCGCUGGACGCCAACCAAAUGUCUGGCCAGCUAAUCCAGGCGCUCAGUACCAACCUCGAAUCCGUGGCUCUCGCACUCAACCAGUUCGACGGCCCGAUACCAUCCGUGCUCGUUGGUCUUCCCCGUCUCACCGCAUUGUCUAUCGAGUCCAACCGUUUCUCUGGGAACAUCCCUACUUACAUCUCUCGGCUCUCCUCCAUCCAAUACCUGAAUCUGGGGGGGAAUCAGCUCACUGGGGGUCUCUCCAGUCUCUUCCCAAUGACAUGGCUCACUAGUCUGGAACUGAUGCACAACCAGUUCUCCGGCCCGGUUCCUCUUGCGCUCUCCCGUCUCUCCAACCUAAACUUGCUAGCUCUUGCCUUCAACAACUUCACAGGAACGUUCCCUGCGGCGGCCCUGCAAAUCCCCAGCCUCAGUGUCAUCGACCUAGGAUACAAUCAGUUCAGCGGCCCCAUUCCUGCUGCUCUCAGUCGCCUCUCCUUCCUCCAAGGGCUCACUCUCAACUUCAACCGCUUCACUGGCAUCAUUCCUCCUGCACUGCACCGCAUCUCUUCGCUUGGCCAACUAAUGCUUGCGGGCAACAGGCUGAGCGGCCCCAUACCGCAGGAGAUCCGCAACUGGCCCACGCUCUACCGGCUGGACCUCCGGUACAACCAGUUCACAGGGUCUCUGCCCAACUUCACAGCCUGGAACACCACUAGCUUGGGCAUACUCUACCUCGGCAGCAACAACCUCACAGGCCCUAUCCCGGAGUCCAUCGGCAAUCUCACGUCGCUGCAGCUGCUGUCUCUGGACAGCAACAGGCUCACGGGGUCGUUGCCUGUGAAUAUCUCUGCGCUCACGCAACUCAGUGCCCUGUCACUGGGCAACAACGCCAUUAUUGGGCCAGUCGCUGAUACCCUCGCCAACCUGACAUCGCUCGAGACACUGUGGCUGUUCGGCAACAACCUCACAGGCACCAUCCCCUCCUCCCUCUGCAACCUCACUCGCAUGAACAGCCUGGUGUUGAGGAACAACCUCUUCUACGGAACCAUGCCUUCGUGCCUUGUCAACUUCGCCAGCCUUAGGGACCUCGACCUGAGCAACAACUCGCUGACGGGGCCCAUGAACCGCAACAUGAAGGGCAUGAACCCGGCCUACAGCACACUCAACGUCGCCCACAACUUCUUCUAUGGGGAUCCCACUCUCUUUGCCAAUGGCACCCUCUACUGCCCCGACCAGGUAGAGUACAAUGCGAGUUUCUAUGACUUCCAGGUUACAGGCCGCGACUACAUGUCCAGUGGUGGACAGGGGGCAUACCAAAAGGGGCGGGCGAGCCUGCGCGACAACUGCUUCGACAUGACUGUGGCAGCAGACAGUUGUGUGGCCAACGAGACGCAGAGGAGCGCGCAGGAAUGCCUCACGUACUGCGGCCUUACUGCCAACUCCCUGCCCUGCGCUGGCCACGGGAUGUGUGUGCCUGCCGCCGCUGCUGCUGCUGCUGCAGCUGCUAACGGUUCCAGUGACACGUCGGCUGCUGCUGCUGGUGGAAACGCAUCGGUGGUCGCUGGAAGUGCAUUCACGUGCUUGUGCGAUGAUGGAUAUUACCUGCUAUGGCUGGACAACGGCACCCCCACCUGCUCCCUCACACCUCCUGUGGUGCCGCCAGCGCCAGUGGUGCAGUCGUCCCUGUCCACAGGGGCCAUCAUUGCCAUUGUGGUUGGCUGCUGUGUUGCUCUCGCCAUUGUUGCUGCUGCUGUUGCUGCGGUGCUCAUUCUCAGGAAGCAGAAAAAGAGACGCACGUGGACGGACCUGGACGUGUGCAAGGAGUACAGCAUAGAGGAGGUGCGCGCGCUCACCAACAACUGGGACGCCCAGAACAUCCUGGGCGAGGGCGGCUUUGCCACUGUGUACCGCGGGGUGAACGCGCAGGGGCACGUCAUGGCAGUGAAGCGCGUCAAGCUCAUGUCCAAUGACUUUGAGACAGAGGUGCGCGCCAUGGCGACGCUGCACCACAAGAACCUGGUGCGGCUGCUGGGCUUCUGUCUGCACAUGGACGUGGAAACGGCCAAGCAGGAGCAGGUGCUCGUCUACGAGUAUGUGCCCAACCGCGACCUCGACCACCACAUCCGCUCGCCCAAACAGCCGUUGAGUCUGGAGGACCGUCUGAAGAUAGCACUGGGAGCAGCAGAGGGGUUGGCGUACCUGCACAGCUUUGAGACACCCAUCAUCCACCGGGACAUCAAGCCCUCCAACAUCCUUGUCACUGACACCAUGGAGGCAAAGAUCGGUGACUUUGGGCUGCUGAAGCAGCUCAAGUACGAGGCGGAUGGCAGCAACGUGGCCACCAAGGUGGCGGGCACGCCGGGCUAUGUGGACCCCGACUACAACCGCACCGCCAUGGUCACCACCAAGAGCGACGUGUACAGUUUUGGAGUGGUUCUUCUUGAGAUUCUCACAGGCCAGCCAGUCACCAUCGACAGGACCUGCCACAUUGGAAAAUGGGCGUCCAUGAAGCUGCACGACUACCAGAUCGAGGAGCUGAAAGACAAGACGCUCACAGCGUCAGAGGAUGCUGUCCUGGAGCUGGCUGACAUCGCCCUCGACUGCAUUAAGCGCCGUGCCGCCCACCGCCCCGACAUGACAGAUGUCGUGCUGCGAUUGGCCGCCAUGGUGCGGGAGUACUGCGCGAGGGAGGGCCAGGAGGGGGCGGAGGGAGGAGGAGGCGGGGAGGGGGAAGGAGAGGGGCGGGAGAGGCCCGGGCUGGCGAGGCUGGGCCGAAAGGGCUCGAAUGUGGAUUAUGAUGUGGUGAUGGGGGGUGGGCGGUCGUCUGGAGGGAUGACACUGCGAUCGGAGAUUGAGUCUCUGUGCGCCAACAGCGAGAUCAUGGAGCGCAACAAGGACUCGAUGGUUGCUGGGGGUAGCAGCUAUGUGGGGCUGCAGCAAGGACCCUCAGCACGCUGAGGGGGGGAGGGCGAGGGGAGGAAGCGGAGGGAGAGGAGGGGGGGGAGGGGGAGGAGUGUUAGAGCCCGAGUCUAGAAUUACCGUAAUCCCUCGUAUAAAACACCCUAUGGUGUUAAUAAAAAUGCAUCGAAAUUUUGGGCUGGGUGUAAUUAAAGGCAAAAUAAAUAAACCACCCAGGAGUUAUGGAAUGUGCAUAUGCAUUUUUUUAUUGGAAUUCAAGUGUGC